UGACACACUGUACUUUGGGCAGGGAGAAGAGUUUGUCUCAAAAAGCAUUAGGGUUAACUUAAUGAAUGUAAAAUCUCGCGUUAAGUGUCGCCAUUGCUAAAGAGGUAGGCUAGAGUAGCGGGAGUAAAUUCACUGUUUGAAAGUAGGAACGUUUUCUUAAUUGUGAUUUUUCUGAUUUCGGUAUGGAAGAGAAGAUUGGUAAGGUGGCACUGUGGUUGAAAAAAGUUUUUGGCAAUCAGCCUGUUCCAGACUAUGAAGUAGAUACUAGAACUGUAGAUAUUUUGUACCAGCUAGCAGAGCUGAAUACUGCACGGGAUAAAGACUUUUCACUUGUCAUUGAGGAUCUGAAACAGAAGACGUCAGAAUAUGCACUGGAAGCAAACUAUCUUCAGGGGCUUCUUUUGGAGAGUGCGGGGCUGUCUUUCAGCAGCUUGUCAAGCAAUGGUUGCAGUUAUUUAAACACGAUGAAGGAUAGUGCAUUAGUCCUUAAUUUAAGAGACUCUUCAGAAAGAAGAUAUUUAUAUGCAGUAGAGGAACUGGAAAAAGAAUGCUUAACCACUGAAGAGAAAAUCCAAAAACUGGACCAAGAGUUGACCAGCCUGAGAUGUGAACUGACUAAAACACUGGUACUCGAGAAAUCUUUGCAGGAAGACCUUAAAAAAACAGAAGAGCAGCAGGUGGUCGAACGAGCCAAAGCAGAAAAUCGAAUAAAAAACAUGGAAUUCCUCAGUGCCAAGUCAGAUGAUUUCAGAUUCAAGAUAAGAGUUGCAGAGGAGCAGCUGACUGCAAGUGGAUUUGAUAAGACUUUGUCCCACCAUUCACUUGUGGAUCUGUCAGAGAAACUAACAAUGUUGAGACAGGAGAUUCGUCCACUGAAAAAGCAGCUGGAGUCUUACCUUGACUUGACACCAAAUCCUUCACUGGCGAAAGUUAAGAUAGAGGAAGCCAAAAGGGAACUGGAAGCUUUAGGCACCUCAGCUGUUUUGAUUCAGCUAGAGUACUAUGAUUUUGUGACUGCAAGAAUUGAUAUGACACUAGAAUAUUGA
Molecule: messenger RNA, 1046 nt
Organism: Protopterus annectens (West African lungfish)
Lineage: Eukaryota; Metazoa; Chordata; Ceratodontiformes; Protopteridae
Gene: HAUS1
Product: HAUS augmin like complex subunit 1
Exons: 9
Coding region: 183-1046 (287 amino acids)
Biological process (GO): spindle assembly; centrosome cycle
Cellular component (GO): cytosol; HAUS complex
Source: RefSeq, a predicted model, not a curated record